Molecule: messenger RNA, 327 nt
Organism: Vicia faba (fava bean)
Lineage: Eukaryota; Viridiplantae; Streptophyta; Magnoliopsida; Fabales; Fabaceae
Source: the annotation of a GenBank genome assembly
AUGAUUCUUAUAAUCUCCUCAGAGGUGUCAGCAAGGGACUUAACUAAGACUUCCUCCCGUACUCGAAAGGAAAUGGUUGAUGAAAAGACAUUUAAUGGCAUCUUUGGUCAUGGAGGCUACUAUGUUAAUGGUUACAAUGGUGGUUAUCCACAUUAUGGUGGUUAUAUUGGUGGUUAUCCCCGUAAUGAAGGUGGAUAUGAUGGUGGUUAUGUUCGUGGUUAUCCGUAUAAUGGUGGUCGUUUUGGUGGUGGUUACCCAGAUAUUGAUGGCGGUUACAAUGGUGGUGAAGUUGUAGAUGGGCAAACUAAAGACAACACACAUAAUUGA